Messenger RNA from Oryza sativa Japonica Group (Japanese rice), 753 nucleotides. RefSeq lists its product as uncharacterized. Lineage: Eukaryota; Viridiplantae; Streptophyta; Magnoliopsida; Poales; Poaceae. The record is from RefSeq and is a predicted model, not a curated record.
AGAUGCGUCCCUCCCCCCCACUGCUGCUCCACUUCCCCCCUUUUAAUCCACCGCUUUUUCUCUCGCAUCGUCCUCUCCCCCGAACCCGCAGCCGCCAAUCCACACGCCAGAAGCCGCGCCAGCUUCCAGAAGCUUCCCCAGGGGGAAGGUCGCUCUCACUCAUGAGCGUCUGACCGGCCGUCGCCAUGGGUUGCGCCGGAUCCACACCUAAAACCGAUGAUAACAGCAAGAAGCUGAAAAAGCCCAAGCCUUGGAAGCACAAUCAAGCAAUAACAACAACACAACUCAAACAGAUGCGUGAUGAAUUCUGGGACACUGCUCCACAUUAUGGUGGGCAGAAAGAGAUUUGGGAUGCGCUUCGAGCUGCUGCAGAAGCUGAGUUAUCUCUUGCACAAACGAUAGUGGACAGUGCCGGAAUCAUUGUAUCAAAUUCUGACAUGACAAUUUGCUACGAUGAAAGAGGUGCCAAAUAUGAAUUACCAAAGUAUGUUCUGAGUGAGCCAACAAAUUUGAUCAGGGAAGGCUAAGUAAUAUAAUUUGAAGGGCCCAUGUAAAUUAUGUAAAUCUCAUUUGUUCACUGACAUCAGUCUUUGACUUGCUCGAAAUUUGAAUGAAGAUAUUGUUCGCACUUUAAUUCUGGUACUCCUAUAUCAUCUUGACCUGACUCCUGUAUACACUUUAUUGGGCUGUAAGACUACAUCAAUAACAGUGAGCCCCGAUUCACAGUAAAAGUUGACUUGUUGCGUUUUCAAA